Molecule: messenger RNA, 1701 nt
Organism: Pararge aegeria (speckled wood butterfly)
Lineage: Eukaryota; Metazoa; Arthropoda; Insecta; Lepidoptera; Nymphalidae
Gene: Fnta
Product: protein farnesyltransferase/geranylgeranyltransferase type-1 subunit alpha
Exons: 5
Coding region: 365-1354 (329 amino acids)
Biological process (GO): protein farnesylation; protein geranylgeranylation
Cellular component (GO): CAAX-protein geranylgeranyltransferase complex; protein farnesyltransferase complex; cytoplasm
Molecular function (GO): protein farnesyltransferase activity; CAAX-protein geranylgeranyltransferase activity
Source: RefSeq, a predicted model, not a curated record
UGUCAUUUGUGGUUACGGGCCACAGAAAACAAACUACAACUACAAAAUACAAAUACACAAUGUGGUAAAUAAAUUACAGUAAUUUCAACUAGCAGCAACUAAGGUUGUAUUAAAUUACCUGUAUCAAGUAUAUAAAUAAAGAUAGGAGUAAAUACAAUAAGACUAACGACCUAGAUAGUGCAUAUUUAUAGAGCUUGCCGUGUGUUUGUCAAUGACUAAGGAACUAAUUGUAUACGUUGUUUGAACAACUAGUCGCGUAGAAUAGGUUUACAGUCAGUUUACAGUACACCAGCAUCAACCGAUAACCGCACCACAAGUCGUAUUAAUUCAGUACCAACAACAAGGAGGAAAUAAACCGUUUAAAAUGUCUGAUAGUGGUGAUAGUGAUAUAUCCUGGGUAUUCUACAAAGACAGACCUGAUUGGAGUGACAUUACACCGGUUCCUGAAGAUGACGGUCCUACGCCUGUUGUUGUUAUCGCCCAUUCGGAAAAAUUUGAAGAUGUGUACGACUACUUUAGAGCUGUGCUGCAAAAAAAUGAAAUAUCUGAGAGGGCCUUGCAUCUGACUAAAGAUGCUGUUGAACUUAAUCCAGCGAAUUAUACGGUGUGGCAAUAUAGGAGAGAUCUACUGAAGGAAUUAGGAACUGACUUGAGAUCUGAACUGGAUUAUGUUGAAUCUGUAAUAAAACAGUCACCAAAGAAUUAUCAGGUAUGGCAUCAUAGGCGAGUAUUAGUAGAAUGGUUGCAAGACUCCUCGUUGGAAUUAGAGCUCACCGGUGAAGCACUUAGUCAAGAUUCAAAAAAUUAUCACGCCUGGCAACACAGACAGUGGGCAAUGAAGACAUUUGGGCUCUUCGACAACGAGAUGGAAUUCGUGGACAAUCUGAUCACGUACGACGUUCGCAACAACUCCGCAUGGAAUCAGCGUUAUUUUGUCAUGAACAACCACCUCGGCUGGUCGGAUCUCAACGUACAGAAGGAGAUCGUUUACACGUUGGAAAAGAUUAAAUUCGUCAAAAACAACGAAAGCGCUUGGAACUACCUGCGAGGCGUUUUAUUGCAUGACAAACGUGGAAUAGGCGGUAAUGCGGUAGUUUUGUCGUGUUGUGAGGAAUUGUACAAAAAUAGGUGUCGCUCCCCUUAUCUGCUAGGAUUCAUAAUCGACAUUUGCGACGAAGCCAUUAAGAAAGGUGAGACAAAUAGUAUUUACUGUGCCGAUCGCGCGAUAGAGUUGUGUCAAGCCUUAGCCACUAAAUACGACAAAAUCAGAUCGAAGUAUUGGAAUUAUUUGAGUGAGAAUUUGAAAAAGAAACGAUAUAUCGAAAAUGGUGCGACAAAUAAUAUUCACGUUUAAUUUUUUAGUAUGGCAAUUUUGUUGUACACAAAUUUACACUAAACAAAUUUGACAAGUCUUAAAGUAGUGGAAUCCUUAUCAUUGUGUGUGUUAUUUGUGGAAAAGAUAGCACCGUUAUAUCGUAAAAUUUGAGAUUUGUUUACAACAAAAUUGGCACAAGUGUACUUUUUAGAAACAUCCGGUUCUCUUUAGAGGUUUUACUCCAGUUAUAAUCUAGUGUGACCUUUUAAAUUUUUAUCAAAUGGAAAUGUUAAAUCCACAAAUUCAUCACCGUAAAUUCCGAAGCCUUUAUAUAUAUUUGUCGCUUAAUUAUACAAUGGGAAAAUAAAUAUACUAUAAGUAUCAUA